CUGCAAUUCACUUUCUUUCGUGCGCGAUCGUUGCAGUGUUGGUGCUGUGUUGUUGCUGCUGGCAGCAGAUUCAAGCAGCUGAAGAAGCCACCAGAGAUCAUCAUCAUCAUCAGUUACCAAAACUUCAACGUACAAGCAACCAGUUGCGUAAAGCAGACGAGCAGCUUCACCGUUCGUGUGCUUAAAUGUCGUGGCAUUUGCUACCCUUGCGUCGUAGCGUAGGGUAAUCCACUCCACACGAUGGAAACACCAGUGAGUGAAGCUACGGACACGACCACAACCGCAGUGCGUAGUCGUAAGGCACAGAAAAAGGCACAGAAAGCUAGUGAAGAAAGCGCAACCGUGAACGAGCAACGAUCGUCCUCGAUGGAGACGGCUGUGAACGAAAGACAUCACAAGCUGAAAAGCGACGAACCCAUCAAACGCUCGCCUGCGGAAGCAAUCAGCGAACGGAAUGGCGCUUUCGAGGAAGUGGACGAUCGUUUCAGCAUUUCCAUUCGCCUGCAGUUCAAUGCUGCUACGGUGGGUCUGUUUUUGCUCUCGUUCCUGACUCGGUUCUAUCGCAUCACACACCCGCGGGGCGUUGUCUUCGAUGAGAUACAUUUCGGAAAGUUCGUAUCGCUGUACCUCAAAAACAUCUUCUACUUCGAUCAGCAUCCUCCGCUGGGGAAGUUGAUGAUUGCAGGCGCUGCCGGAGCAGUCGGAUAUAGUGGAAGCUUCGAGUUUCCAAAGAUCGGCAGCGAAUAUGAUGCGUCCGUUCCUAUCCUUGCGCUACGCUUCGUUCCGGCAUUAUGUGGAAGUCUACUGGCACCGAUCGUCUACUCGAUUUUACGCCAGGUUAAGCUCGGUCAAGGUGUCAGCAUUCUUGGUGGACUUCUUAUCAUUCUAGACAAUGCCCUCUUGACUCACUCUCGCUUUAUUCUGAUGGAAUCGAUGCUACUUUUCUUCGCGGCGCUCGGCAUCCUGACCGUGCUGAAGUUCCUCCAAGCCGACCCAUUCUCCGCCCGCUGGUGGACACUGGGCACGAUUGCGUCCGCAUCACUAACUGCAGCCGUUUGUGUGAAGUUUGUCGGCUUUUACAGCUACCUGCUGGCGAUGUACAUCAUCGGACGACACGUCUGGAUGGAGCUACCCGAUCGUCGCCGUUCGAACGCUUCCAUCCUGCUGAAAGUGAUCACCAAAUCCCUGCUCAUACUGGGCGUAUCGCUCGCCGUGUACAUCGGCUGCUUCUAUCUGCACUUCGCCACACUGUACAAGGCAGGACCGCACGAUAACGUCAUGACUAGCGCUUUCCAGGCAUCGCUGGAGGGUGGUUUAGCAUCGAUCACGAAGGGACAGCCACUGCGCGUACAACACGGCUCACAGAUCACACUGAAGCACACGCACGGGCGCGUCUGCUGGCUGCACUCGCACACGCACGUCUACCCGAUCAAGUAUAAGGAUGGUCGCGGCUCGAGCCACCAGCAGCAGGUAACGUGCUACGGCUUUAAGGACGUCAACAACUGGUGGAUUGUGAAGCGCCCAAACAAGGACAGCCUGAUGGUAGACGACGAGCCCGACUACAUCGAGCACGGGGAUGUGAUACAGCUGGUGCAUGGUGUUACGAGUCGUGCGCUAAACUCGCACGACGUUGCCUCACCAAUGUCCCCACUCUGCCAGGAAGUGUCGUGCUACAUCGACUACAACAUCUCGAUGCCAGCCAACCUGCUGUGGCGCGUAGAGCUACUCAACGGCAAAGAGUCCAAGAACAAGUGGCACGCCAUCACCUCCCAGGUGCGGCUGGUACACGUAAACACAACCGCCGCACUCAAGUACACCGGCGAACAGCUCCCAGACUGGGGUUACAAUCAGUUUGAGGUGGCGGCCGAUCGGCGCCAGCAGACGAUCGACACGAUCUGGAACGUGGAGGAGCACCGCUACACGCAGCACAAAGACAAGAAGGACGUGCUGAACAAACUGCUCGCCACCGAGAUGAUACCGACCGAGCCGACGAAGCUGUCGUUCUGGAACAAGUUCUCCGAGCUGCAGCUGAAGAUGUUGCUGCACGCGGACAAGCUGGAGAGCCACAUGUACUCGUCCGAGCCGCACGAGUGGCCCCUGAUGGAUAAGGGCAUUGCUUACUGGAUCGAUGGCGACUCGAACGCGCAGGUCCAUCUGCUCGGCAACCUUGUCAUCUGGUACUCGGCUACGAUGGCGAUCGUGCUGUACGUGGCGUUCUUGGUGUUUUAUCUGAUUCGUAGAAGGCGUGAGAUAUACGACCUGGAACCAGUUGAGUGGGAUCGAUUCCGACUGGGUGGUGAGAUUUUCCUUGCAGGAUACCUCAUUCACUAUCUGCCGUACUUCUUCAUGGAGCGCACGCUCUUCCUGUACAACUAUCUGCCGGCGCUGCUGUUUAAGGUGAUGUUGCUCUGCUUUGUCGUCGAUCACUGUCAGCUGGCGUUGAGGAAGUUUGUGAAGCAGUCGACAUUGGUGAUCGGUAUCUUCCGGGCAAUAGUUGUAGCCUGGUUUUCCGGUGUGCUGUACUUCUUCCAGCGAUAUAGUGUGCUGAGCUAUGGAACUACCGCUCUUUCGGCAGACGAUGUAUUGGAGCUGCGUCUGAAAGAUACAUGGGAUUUGAUCGUCCACAAGCCUUAGGCUCUUGUUCAACAGUUAUAGUACUAAUAAUACUCCAUUUUCGUUGCGAAAAUAUAUUGUUACCCUAGCCGUCUUUUUAACGA
This is a messenger RNA of Anopheles arabiensis, 2717 nucleotides long. It is a transcript of the gene rt, whose product is annotated as protein O-mannosyltransferase 1. Gene Ontology annotation, cellular component: membrane; endoplasmic reticulum. Gene Ontology annotation, molecular function: dolichyl-phosphate-mannose-protein mannosyltransferase activity. The transcript has 4 exons. Gene Ontology annotation, biological process: protein O-linked glycosylation via mannose. The coding region runs from base 241 to 2634 and encodes 797 amino acids. NCBI's taxonomy places the organism in Eukaryota, Metazoa, Arthropoda, Insecta, Diptera, Culicidae. The record is from RefSeq and is a predicted model, not a curated record.